This is a messenger RNA of Zonotrichia leucophrys gambelii, 3120 nucleotides long. RefSeq names its product calcium/calmodulin dependent protein kinase II beta (gene CAMK2B). The record is from RefSeq and is a predicted model, not a curated record. Lineage: Eukaryota; Metazoa; Chordata; Aves; Passeriformes; Passerellidae. Gene Ontology annotation, molecular function: calmodulin binding; calcium/calmodulin-dependent protein kinase activity; ATP binding. Gene Ontology annotation, biological process: protein phosphorylation. The transcript has 21 exons. The coding region runs from base 95 to 1726 and encodes 543 amino acids.
CCGGCGCCUCCCCCCGCCCCCCCGCGCCGGGCGGAGCCGGAGCCGAGCGGAGCCGGUGCCGGGGCGGCUCAUUGCGGCGCGCCGCGGCGGCAGCAUGGCCACCACCGUGCCCUGCACCCGCUUCACCGACGAGUACCAGCUCUACGAGGAGAUCGGCAAGGGAGCCUUCUCGGUCGUCCGGCGCUGCGUCAAGCUCUGCACUGGCCAUGAGUACGCUGCCAAGAUCAUCAACACCAAAAAGCUCUCUGCCAGAGAUCACCAGAAGCUGGAGCGCGAGGCGCGGAUCUGCCGGCUGCUCAAGCACUCCAACAUCGUGCGGCUCCACGACAGCAUCUCCGAGGAGGGCUUCCAUUACCUCGUCUUUGACCUGGUGACGGGCGGCGAGCUCUUUGAGGACAUCGUGGCACGGGAGUACUACAGUGAGGCCGAUGCCAGCCACUGCAUCCAGCAGAUCCUGGAGGCUGUCCUGCACUGUCACCAGAUGGGGGUGGUCCACAGGGACCUCAAGCCCGAGAACCUGCUCCUGGCCAGCAAGUGCAAAGGGGCAGCAGUGAAGCUAGCAGACUUCGGCCUCGCCAUCGAGGUGCAGGGGGAUCAGCAGGCCUGGUUUGGAUUUGCAGGCACACCUGGCUACCUGUCCCCCGAGGUGCUGCGCAAAGAGGCCUAUGGCAAACCCGUGGACAUCUGGGCGUGUGGGGUCAUCCUGUACAUCCUGCUGGUGGGCUACCCGCCCUUCUGGGACGAGGACCAGCACAAACUCUACCAACAGAUCAAGGCUGGCGCCUACGAUUUCCCUUCGCCUGAGUGGGACACGGUCACCCCCGAAGCCAAAAACCUCAUCAACCAGAUGCUGACCAUCAACCCCGCCAAGCGCAUCACAGCCCACGAGGCCCUCAAGCACCCGUGGGUCUGCCAACGCUCCACCGUGGCCUCCAUGAUGCACAGGCAGGAGACAGUGGAGUGCUUGAAAAAGUUCAAUGCCCGGAGGAAGCUCAAGGGUGCCAUCCUCACCACCAUGCUGGCCACCAGGAACUUCUCAGUGGGCAGACAGACCACCGCUCCUCCCACCAUGUCGGCGGCCGCUGCCGGGGCCCCGCUGGGGCUGGUGGAACAAGCAGCUAAGAGCUUACUGAACAAGAAGGCGGACGGCGUCAAGCCCCAGACCAACAGCACCAAAGGCAGUGCCGGCGUCACCAGCCCCAAGGGGACCCUCCCGCCCACCGCUCUGGAGCCUCAAAGUACCGUAAUCCAUAACCCUGGGGACGGCGCCAAGGAGUCCUCCGACAGCACCAACACCACCAUCGAGGAUGAGGACACCAAAGCCCGCAAGCAGGAGAUCAUCAAGAUCACGGAGCAGCUCAUCGAGGCCGUCAACAACGGCGACUUCGAGGCCUACGCGAAGAUCUGCGACCCGGGGCUCACCUCCUUUGAGCCCGAGGCACUGGGCAACCUGGUGGAGGGGAUGGACUUCCACCGCUUCUAUUUCGAGAACUUGCUCUCCAAGAACAACAAGCCGAUCCACACGACCAUCCUGAACCCGCACGUUCACGUUAUCGGGGAGGACGCGGCGUGCAUCGCCUACAUCCGCCUGACGCAGUACAUCGACGGGCAGGGCCGGCCCCGCACCAGCCAGUCCGAGGAGACGCGCGUGUGGCACCGCCGCGACGGCAAGUGGCAGAACGUGCACUUCCACGGCUCGGGGGCCCCGGUGGCCCCGCUGCAGUGAAGAGCUGGCGGUGGCUGUCCUGGUUCCAGCCCGAUGGAGACGGCGAUGGGAGCCGAUGGCAGCCGGAGCUGCGGCCCCCCGAGCACGCGUCCGCAUGCCUGUCCCCCCUACCCCGGCCCCGCUCCCCCCUCCGGUGCCUGUGUUUGCAGAAAACAAAAAGACAAAAAAAAAAAAAAAAAAAGCCAAAAUGAUGAAGACCACACACAAAAAAAAAAAAAAAGGAAAAAAAAAAAAAGGGGGAAAACCCACCCCCAAUCCCCAACCCCACCCACACCCCCAAACCCGACCCAGCCGCUCGGCCACAGGCGAGGGCGCUGGGGGGCUCGGCCCCCCCCCUUGGCCCGUCUCUGCUGGGGGGGACGGGGGGUCCCGGGCCCCCUCCCGGCUGUGCUCGUGGCGUGUUGCUGUCGCUGGUGGUGGAUGUUGUUCUUUGGGCUCCGCUUUGCUCUGUCCUGCCCCAGCCCCUGUACAUAGAGAGAGCUAUUUAUUUUUGAAUUCCCACGGGGGUCCCCAGCACCGGGGGGCCGCCUGGGGGUGAGUGAGGUGGGGGGGACGCGCAGAGACUCUCUCCCCUCCAGCCCGGCGCGGUGCCCGCCCCGGAGCGCUGCCCGUGGGCCCUAGCUGACCCUGGGCGCUGCUGCUGCUGCUGCUGCUGCUGCGCGGGGAACUCCUGCAGGGCCCCCCCGUGCCCCCGGCCCGCUGCUCCCGCCCCAGCAGUCCCGCCGCAGGUGCCAGCCCGGGGCGCGGGCAGGGGCUGGGGGCGCCGCUCGCGGGGCAGAGGGCAGCCGGGGUGCGGGGUGGGGCGGGGGGCUCAGGACGAUCCAGCCAGCACUGACGCAGCAUCGAAAGCACUUUAGACUAAGAGAAUGGGUCUCUUAGGGGGCACAGGCUGCUCCGCCGGGCGCCCAGCACGGGGGCGCACCCUGCACCCCCUCCCACGGCCCGCGCCCGGGGGAACCUGGCCCCGCAGCCCCCCGGCCGUCCACGCCGGGCGCUCCCCACAUCCCCCAGGGCAUCCCCACCACGCUGAGGGCUGGUUUGGCUGCGGGCAGGGGACGGGGCGGGCGGGGGAUAUUCAUUAUUUUUUAAUUAUUCUGAUGAUUUCUCUGCAUGCCCUUUGCGCGGGAGCAACCCUCGGGCGCUAACGCUGUAUGUUGAGGAGCUGAGCUGUUCCUGUCCCAUGAAUGCUGGUGGAUCGUUGCCAAAUUUUUCUCCUUCUUCCCCUUUUCUCUCAUUCUUUUUCUGUCUCCCCCUCCCCAGCAUAUCCCCCCUAUGCCCCUCCCCCCAAAAAAAUCCCCUUUGUCUUUUCUUUCUGAGCCUUGUAAGUGUAAAAGAUGACUCUGAUUUCGUUUUUGUCUCGGGAAAACUGCAAAUAAAUUAUGAGGAAAAACCGA